CAUGGUGACGCUGGAGCACUUUCUCGCUGUGUUGACGUGUGUUAGCUGUUAGCUAACUGUAGCCGUUAGCUAACUGCAGAUAAGACCAGGAAACGUCAGCUAACAUCGCAAGAAACUGUCAGAAUUAAAAACACAAGGGUUACAGGUUGAAAAUUACUUUAUAUUCCUCCACGAGCAGGUUUUGAGUGUUUGGGAAAAUCCUCCACCAGUUCACAGAAACAGGAGUCCUCCUGCCUGCACCCGGCCUCAUUCAGGACAGGAGACUGAAAAGACUGGAUCCCCAAGUGAGGAUGUGCUGCACAGAGGAGAUUGUGUUUGGAAGGAAUCUGUGAACAUAACACCAAGGGUUGAAGAACGAGCCGCAUCAGCGCCUGAAGAAGAAGAGCUGGAAAUGAAAGACUGGAGGAACACGCAGUCAUCAGGUCCAGGAGAAACAGGAGGGAGGACUCAUACUCCUCCGCUUGUUGAACCUCUCCAUACACAUGAGGUGAAGGAGGAGGAAGGACAGAGACAGGAAGAGGACGCUCAGGAUGAAGAUCUUGCAGCUCCCUUGGACCUGAAAUUAAAGUUCCUCAGAGCUGUGGUGGACAGAGAGUUGCCGCUCGCCCAUAAGCUGUGUCAGUUCAUUCUCAUCUAUGAACCAGACCAUCCUGAGGCCUCUGAGUUUCUCUCGCUGAUCCAGCAGAAGCUGCUGGAGGAGCAAGAGGAACAGGAGAGCAACGAGGAAGAUGAGGAAGAAGAUGAUGUUAGCGAUGAUGAUGAAGAGUCUUCUCAGAGCACCAGCUCUUCUUCCUCAUCUGACGAUGAUGAUGAUGAUGACGACAAUGAAGAAGACACAUAAGUGAACAGACACACAUCACCUCCCAUUAAAUCUUUUGGACUAAUCUCUCUUCUACUUUUCUAUAAGCAUCUUUUGAAAAAACCUAUUCUACAUUUUAAUACAGAGUAACUUUGGUCAGUAUAAGUCUUUGAUCAUUUUGUAGAUUUGAUCUAUUUUUCAUUAUUGACCUGUAUAUAAAUAUAUACUGUGGACAAAGCUGAUGCACUCGGGGGAAGAAAGUUAUUAAACCUCUGCUGAUAUAAAUCUAAUCAUCUGUGAACCUGAAGAGAAAGGUUUAAAGAUUCAGAGAAAGGGUUUCACUUAUUUCACAGAUAUUUGCUCUAUAUUGCGCACACAAUACAUUAACUUGUCUGCACAUGGUAAAUGUGAAUAACCAAAUGAUAAUAAUAAAUAACUAAGAAAAAGUCAA
This is a messenger RNA of Hippoglossus stenolepis (Pacific halibut), 1250 nucleotides long. RefSeq names its product glutamate-rich 2 (gene erich2). The record is from RefSeq and is a predicted model, not a curated record. The coding region runs from base 392 to 841 and encodes 149 amino acids. Lineage: Eukaryota; Metazoa; Chordata; Actinopteri; Pleuronectiformes; Pleuronectidae. The transcript has 10 exons.